UCUUAUUCGUUCUCGUUCUAGUACAGUUCUUCUGUCGUCGCAGAUUAUUUGGAUAUACUUGCUCUGAAUAUUUGUGCGAUUUCAAGAUGUUUUAUUAUUUAUCUUCUUUCGUUUCAUCCACCGCAUUCUUCAAUAGGUUUUUAUUCAACUUUUAGACAUCAUCUAUUACGUCUGGCAUCCUUCUAAAGGCGAAUGGUUAUGCCCGAAGGAUGCCAUCGUCGUCUCGGUCGAGGGGCUCCGGCCGCGGCCCAGACGGCGCGCCACGAGCACAAGUAAUAGCGCCUAUGUCGGAGCGGCAACAGUUGGCCUUAGUGAUGCAGAUGUCUUCUCAAGAAGCCCCCCCAGUUGCUGCGACCCCAGCUGAAGAGAGGAAACGUACCAGACAGCAGAGGAACGAGCGAGGAGAAACUCCACUUCACGUCGCUGCUAUCAAGGGUGAUCAUGAUCAAGUUAAAAAGCUUCUCGAUCAAGGUCAAGAUCCAGAUGUACCUGAUUUUGCUGGAUGGACCCCACUUCAUGAGGCAUGCAGCUACGGUUGGCACCCUGUGGUAGUUGUACUGGUUAAUGGGGGUGCCAAUGUCAAUGCGAAGGGUUUGGACGACGAUACGCCGCUGCACGACGCUACCACCUCUGGCAACCUUAAAAUGGUGAAGUUCCUUGUUGAACAUGGAGCAGAUCCAUUUGUCAAGAAUAAAAAGGGGAAAAUGCCUUCUGAUUAUGCAGCUCCGGACAUCUAUGAAUAUCUGGAAUCAAUAAAAGGUAUUCUGCCUCGAUCGAAACGCAAACGUGUGACGGUCCGUGAUAAUAACAGUAGAGCGUCACACGUCGGCCGCGCAAGGGAUGACAGCGCCAAAAAGGGUUGCAAUGCAAACAGCGACAGCAGUAAGAGAAGCAACAUGGAGAGCCUAGCGCAGGGCGAUCAUUUCGAGGGCAAGGAAACCUCGCAAGAGAAGGGAUCCACCUCGGAUAACAGGGAUGAUGGUGCACAGCUUAGCAGUGGAGUGGUAUCGUCCACCCAAGAUGAAGGAAGUGGAAGUUCUAAAAGAUCACAUGUUGAUGAAAUCCAUGAAGCUGAGGCUACAGAUGACGAUGUUUCAAAAAGAAAGAAAAAGAAAGAAACUGAAGAUAAGGAACCCAUGGCAAAACCAGCCCCGGUAGCACGGGGUGGACCUGGACGGGUAUUAACUGGUAACAAACCUCCGGGUCCUGCAAGUAAGACAGGGGCUUCGCCGCUGAGCAAAAGUGGCGGCAGUCAGAGCAGCAGCAAAGGUGCUGGCGGCGCUUCAGGGAAAGGCAGCCAGACGGCGCAGGGGAAGGGCGGCGCGGGGGCGAAAGCCAACGCGCAAGGUUCUCACCAGGGUAAAUCCUCUGGAGGAUCAAAGGGGGCGUCAAGUUCAUCAUCAGGCAAACAAGACAGGAAGAGCCCCGUUGCUAGUCCGAAACCAAAUCAAAACAAAGACAGCGGGGAUGGCGACGGAGACGAACCCAAGAGUCAAGAGUUGAGCGCACCGAAGGUCCCGCCGCUGAAGAUAGUCCUCCCCGGCGGCAGCGGAUCCAGCGGACGCAUCGAACAAGAGGGUGAAGGUGGUACAGGUCAAAGAGGGAGCGGAAAGGGGCGAGGCAGUAUUUCGUCGUUACCGUACGUGAUCCCGUGCACGAGCGCGGACCCGGGCCAGACGUCGGACAGCUCGGACGGCACCGUGGAAGACAAGCGGCCUCCGGACACCAGCAAGGCUGGGCAAAGAGUCCUCCGUUCGCACAGGACGAAUGACGGAGAGAAGGACAAGGAACGGACGUCCCCUCAGACAGGAUCAGGGCAGAAUCAGUCUUCUUUGAAUUCCAACAAGAGCCCGCCACCUUCGGGCUCUAGGGGUGACGUUACCACUGGCAAAAAGAACGCCCACCAUGAUGAUCAUCAUCCGUCCACAUCGGGCAAUAGAGGAUCUGAGUCGGCGUCGACGGGCUCAUCUGUAGAACUUCACCCGAGGAAGAGAAAGUUAAAAGCAUCAAAAGACAGCCAUUCCCGUGAACCAUCCAAGAGUGAGUCGGCUUCGGAAACCAGCAGUGCGGCUCACAACGUCACCCAUUCAAAUCCGUAUCAAAUGUACAUUCACAUACGGAAACAGAUUGAUCGUCGCCAGAGAGGUUUAUUCCCGGUGAAGCCUAAGCCACCGAAGGACUUCAACAAGUAUUUAAUGAACCGGUGUACAUACACCCUUCAGAGCAACGUGAACCCUGAGCCCCAAGUAGAAAUACCUAUUAGUUUACCACCACAAAUGGUAAAUGAGUUUUUGACACAAGAAAAAGAAAGAACUCGACUGCGUAUUCAACACCUAGUAGAGAAAGAGAAACUUGUGCUGGCGGUCGAACAAGAGAUAUUGCGCGUUCACGGGCGCGCCGAACGCGCUGUGGCCAAUCAGGCUCUUCCUUUCUCUGUGUGCACAAUGCUGCGUGACAAAGAGGUUUACAAUGUGUUGGCGCCAGAGCAGGAGGAGAAACGCAACGCGCAGCGCUCCCGGUGUAAUGGCCGGCAAAUCAACUCCUGGCUGCAGGAGGUGGAUGACAAAUGGGAGAAGAUAAAGGAAGGGAUGCUUCGACGACAGCACACGGAAGCUGAAACGUUACACGCAGUACAAAUUAUGGGCUGGGAAUGGAAGCUCAAGGAACUGGGCCUUUGUGAUUACAAAACUACGCCCAAAAUAGAUCCAUCGCACGUGCCACAAAUCCACGUGUCGAAUUUUGAUUUGCCCGCUUGAAUUUUGAGUUGUGAUUGCCUUAGUUAAUGUAACGUCAGUCCUAUAAGACUGACAUAAUUUAAACUACUUUUAAGUUAUUUGUAAAAUGUGAUCUAAAACUCUAUUAUAACACCAAUUGGUAAAACAAUCAAGCGGAGCUACAAAAUUGGAUUAUAAAACUCUAAAUUUUCGACCCUUGUCGAGCCUUUACAUGAUUCUCCCGCGCCUCAUCUCCCGGUGACUGAUGACUCUGCACGAAUUGAUCAACUGUUUUACCUUUUUUUUAUAAAUCAGAAUCAUUCGUUUUCGGGAGGUGGUCGUAACAAAAAAAAAACAAUAAAAAAAAGUCCAUGGCUGACGUUUUAGUCUUUCUUAUGGACCUAUUUUAAUUAUUAUUAGAUUUUAUAUUUUAUUUGUCGUUCCUUUACGGUAAAUUUAUAAUUAUUGUACUCCAAUUCGCUAAUCAUUUUAUUUUUCAAAUGCAAACAUAAUUUUGAAAAAUUAUCAUCUUUUAUAACAUUUUUAUUGAUGUCCUUAUUAUUUUAUGCAGGUCCGGAUUAACCACGCCAGGCUUGUAAGUAAUGCCAUUUUUCAGUCAACAAUAAAUUUGUGUUAUUUGUACAUCACCUGUACAAAUAACAUCUCAAGUAAUGGCAGUAAAUUAAUUCGGCCCUGGUUUUAUGCAGUUUAUUACAACCAUGGCGAAAAAAAUACAUAAAUAUAUUCUGUGUCGAUUAUUUGUUAUAGAUUUUAUUUCUAAGCUUGUAAGUUUUAAAAAUAUAUAUCUACUACGAUAAUGUGAUUUAGAUAAGAUUGAAAUGUAAUGAAAUGAAUAAAACAGGGAUGUUAAUAAAAUAGGCACACAAUGAUUACGAAAUUCUAUUAUUUUAAACAGGAAUCAUGCAAGUAAUUUUUUAGACCUUUCUAAAGGAGAAAUAUUGCUAUUCUUAGCCUUUUUAAUCACUAUCGCAAUUUACCUACAAAACUAAUGUUUUAUUUGCAUAACGUAGUAGUGGGUAGUGUUUAUUUAACUUGGACGAUCUACAACUUUGUGUAGUUGAUUUAUUUUGCAAAUAAAAACGUAUAACCGUAUUGUGUGCCCAAAGAGCAUGAAACAAAUCGUCUAAACUUCAUUAAUCUUCUGUGAUAUUUAAUUCGCUCCUGCCUUGUAAAUAUUAAAUAAGUAACUCUAAAAUCAAAUAACGAAAUUGUCUGCAAGUUUAUACGCCAACAGACCUUAACUUUGGAGUUACAUAUUUAAAUUAUCUUACAUAGUUAUUUUAAGUUUAGUAAUUUGCAAUGUAUGUAAUUUUAAUUGUAUUAUUUGGAUUAAACUAAGAAAUCUGACUAGAUCUCAUCAA
Molecule: messenger RNA, 4096 nt
Organism: Plodia interpunctella (Indianmeal moth)
Lineage: Eukaryota; Metazoa; Arthropoda; Insecta; Lepidoptera; Pyralidae
Product: ankyrin repeat domain-containing protein 11-like
Exons: 18
Coding region: 210-2756 (848 amino acids)
Cellular component (GO): nucleoplasm
Molecular function (GO): protein binding
Source: RefSeq, a predicted model, not a curated record